UGACAGGCGGGCGACGAGGCCUGUGUAGUAAAAAGCGUAAUGCGCAGGCGCCCCGUGUAAGCGCGAACCGAAGACCUAAAUAAUAGCCUCCAGGGUGAGCAGGAAGUGAAGAUUGUUGUGGAAAAGUGUCUGAAAGAGAUUUGUAUUGCAAAGAGAUGUUCAGUUUAUUCAGAAAAAGCCAGGAUACCAAAAAGGUAGUGGUGACUGACAAAGAAGUAGAUGGAUUUGUUUUUCUGGGUAAUACAAUUAAUGAAGAAAGAAAUAAUGCUGAAAAUAAACCUCCACUAUGUGUGAUGGGAGCUCAGCUUGAUCCUACUUCACAGGCAAAUUUAGAAAACCAAUCAAAGUUGACUGAAGCAGACAUUGAACUGGAGGCAAAGAAAAGUCAAAAUAUGGAAAGCAGUUCUGUGUUGGAAUUUCCAAGUGAUGUACCUUUUGCUCUUGCACCGCAUAUUUUGGCAGUACAGAAUACCUGUAAUGAUUUCUCAAGACAAUUGAUCUCCUGUGAUCUUAAUGACAAUUUAGCACGAUUUUGGUAUGAUUUUACACUUGAAAAUUCAGUACUAUGUGAGUCUUAAACUUGGGUUACUUAGUAUAAAAUAUACCUAAAUCAUUUGAAGCAAAUUAUGCUAGUACCGUCUGUUAUGUAAAUCAGUUGUUUGUAUCUACCACUAGUCUGACAGACCAUUACCAUUUUAAGAUGGUAAUGGUCUGUUAGAACAGCUAAGCUGUAAGAACAGCUAAGCCAGGGGUCUGCAAUCUUAAACACUUCAAGAGCCAUUUGGACCUGUUUUCCACAGAAAAGAAAACACCAGGAGCCACAAAACCCUUCUCGUGCCUAACUAUUUCUUAAGCGGCCACAAAAUUAGCAUAUGUAGUUGAAUUAAACCUUCUGUCUGAAACUUUUAUUUUCUUGGAUUUAUCCAUGGUUUGGCCUACCAGAGGUUGAAAAGCUCGAUAAAUUGCAUGCCUGCGGGUGUCGUACAUUGGCACAUUGUGACACAUAUUUUGAGUGACAGGGAGCUGCAGCAGAGGGGUGAAAGAGCCACAUGUGGCUCCAAAGCCGCAGGUUGCUGACUCCUGAGCUAAGCCAAACAUUACAACUCAAUUUCAGUAAAUAGGUUAUAAUCUGUACUCAGAAAAUAAUCAUAGAAACUUCCAGAUAUUGAUAUUAACUUAGUCUUUGCUGAAUCAUAGGAAAAUAAAUGUUAUAUUAUAAUUUACAAAUAAUCAACUUAUACUAUGAUAUUAAUAAAUUAGUUAAUUUUAAUAUAUUACCUUUUGUUGAGGAAAUCACAACAAAAUUUUAAAAUUUAAAUUUAUACAUCAGUGCAGAAUGAAUUGAUAUCAAAUAUAUGAGGUUGGCUUUGGAGUUUGAUUCAUAUUUCUUGAAGCUGUAGUUUUUGGUUAGCUAUUUGUAUUCUGUAUUCUAGAAUUCUAUGUUCAGUUUUUGUAUUGCAAGUUUUUGUUGUAACUACUAGUUGGGAUAUAUUAAUAUACUAUACAUUAUGUCAGUCUGUCCGUCUGUGUACAUAUGAUGGGUGCCUAGGUGUAUAUGCAGAUGAGCACAUAAUAUACAUAUGCAUGUUUAUAAAUUUAUUUACACCAGUAAAAUAACAAUGAAUAUUUAAAAUAAUCAGUAUAGCUUUUCAUGAAAUACUGUAUGCUACCCUUCUCGAUCUUCAUCUCCUUCUGUUAUCUUAUUUUCUUCAUUGCGUUAAAAGCAAUGAAGAAAAAUAUACAAGACGUAAAAGGUAGAUAAUAUUGUGUAAAAUAUAAUCAUAUUUUAAAUAACAAAUUAAGUCUUAAGCAGAAUCAUAUUGUCCAGUAUUUCUAUUGUAUGAUAAAGAAGCUAAGAAUGUAAACAUUUUUUCAAGCUAGCCUUUAGUAUCAGGUAUAUAAUAUUCUUUCCAAGCAGGCAUAUGAAUCUUUCUGCAAUAAUCCAGGCUUUAUAGCCCAAUAUUCUUCACUAAUAGACAGAUUCAAUUUUUUAGAAUAUAAUUUAACAACACAUUGAAAUUGUAAAUCCUUUUUGCUAAAUCAUAUUUACGAAGAUAAGACUUUUCUACCUGUAUGGGACAUGGCUAAAUCACUCAUAUCAUAAAUUUGUUGUAUUCCUGAUAUUAAAAAAAUAGACACUCUUUAAAUAUUUAUUU
This is a messenger RNA of Ahaetulla prasina, 2156 nucleotides long. RefSeq names its product UBAP1-MVB12-associated (UMA) domain containing 1 (gene UMAD1). The coding region runs from base 156 to 578 and encodes 140 amino acids. The transcript is spliced from 4 exons. Lineage: Eukaryota; Metazoa; Chordata; Lepidosauria; Squamata; Colubridae. The record is from RefSeq and is a predicted model, not a curated record.